Molecule: messenger RNA, 1359 nt
Organism: Alternaria ventricosa
Lineage: Eukaryota; Fungi; Ascomycota; Dothideomycetes; Pleosporales; Pleosporaceae
Exons: 3
Coding region: 1-1359 (452 amino acids)
Source: RefSeq, a predicted model, not a curated record
AUGCCUAAAGAAUGGGAAGAUGAUGCCCAUGACUUGGAAAUCGAGCACUUCGAGAACCAACAGGACGUUAACCUGGCCAGCUACCUUUCGCAGCGACCUGUACCACAGAUGGUGAAGUCACAUCUGCGCAACUAUCAGAAUAACAUACAAGACCUCAAGAUCAGCCUUUACACUGAUCCUGGGUCGUUCGGGAAGCUACCACGUGUGUUCUGUGGUCUGCAGCGCCUCGACAUUUACCACAAUGAUCAAUCAGAUAUUAUCCGUCUUUUCGAAAACAUCGAAUCUGUGGGCGCCAGUCUGAAACGGCUGUCUUUGACAGCGGCGAAUGUCGGUGCACUAAAUGGUCAGCUGGAUGCAUGGGUAGAUAGCGAGCCGGGCGACCUCACCCGAUAUACUCCUAUGCUCGAAGAGCUCCGGCUGGCCAAUUUCGUGGUCUUGGGCACAUUUGGAGCAUUUGACCGGGUUAUCGAUUUCUACAAGUUGAGCCGACUAGAGCUGCUCGUAGACAAGGGAGGUAAUCUAGACUUCGUCAUGGAGCUAGCCGAGCGUGCGCAGGGCAACAGGUUCAAGUUGAAGCACAUUGCUUUAGAGUUCAUGCGCGGCACUCUGCUGACUGAAGACCACCUGUUGGCCAUAAUGACUCUUUUCAGUUAUUGCGAGCCUAUAGAAAGUCUCCACCUACGCUUUCCGGAUAUAGAGCGCUUCCCUGCCCGUUUUUUCAACGUCUUCGAUGCGCUUCCGCACAAUCUACAGAGCUUGAGUAUCUCUUUCGAUGAUGAUACAACGCCCACUGUGGCAUUGCAUAACAAUAUGUUGUUAGAACAGUUACGAAGAAGCUCGCUGAACGGGAUUAAACAGCUCGCGUAUCAAUUUGACGAAAGAGACUUGACAGAUGAGAGCAACGGUAGCAGUUAUGAUAAUGUAGUAGAGUCGCUGCGAGGCUUCCAACAAUUGCGUCUACUCCACAUUCGUGUGGAAGACAGUACUCUUAUGGGCAAAAGUCCAAUCUACGACGACCAACCGCUAGAGGAAGUACUGGUGGAUCCUUAUAUAUUGGCUUUGCAGAUGCAAACGUUUGCCAACCGGCUGUUCGAGGACAUGCACAGGGGAGGGCAUUCAAAGCUGGAUGCUCUGGUCGUUGGGCAUGCGACCAGCGCUGAAGCAGCAGCCGAACUUCAACAGCAGUGUUUUGUCAGAGGCGAGCAGAGGGAUAUUCUCGGCCGUACGGUCCCGGUUGGUGUUCCUGUUUCGCAGGCCAUGCUGCGCGAGACUCAGCCACACACGGAUAUUCUAGACAUCGACUUCCCUAGGACCUCGUCAUCGAACGGAUUCGAGGGGUGGGCCGGAGAAGCGUUCUGA